GUGUAACGUGAACGGAAGAGAGGCGAUGCUGCCGCUCUCGAUGCUCUGCGCUUCCUGUUCUUCUCCUUCACACCUCUUUACGCUUCCCAGGCCGUGCGGCGACUGACAAAGCCCGCGCGAAGACUCCCAUCAACAGGAGGAAUUACGCACAGAUCCGAGCCGGUACCGGACCUCCGUUGGCAAACAUCAGCGGCAGUGAGCCCCAGCUGUGGCCGGUGGGCAUGGUUUUGGAGGGUAGCUCAGAGGCGCUGUGUCCCCCCCCAUCUCUGGAGCUGCGCCCAUCCUGCAACAAGAGCCAGCCCUCGCCUCUUCUUGGCUCAAGCUCACAACCCCAUGACGGAGUCUUUCCUGAGGACAAGGAUCCCGUAAAGUAUGGCGAGCUCAUCGUCUUGGGGCACAACGGGUCACUGGCCAAUGGGGACAAAGGUCGCAGAAGAAGUCGUCUGGCCCUUUACAAGAGACCCAAAGCCAAUGGGGUCAAACCUGAUGUUAUCCACAAUGUCUCAACUCCUUUGGUCUCAAAGGCACUCAGCAACAAAAGCCAGCACAGCAUCUCCUACACACUGUCACGGAGCCACUCUGUAAUUGUGGAGUACACCCAUGACACCAACACAGACAUGUUUCAGAUUGGCCGGUCUACAGAGAGCAUGAUUGACUUUGUGGUGACGGACACAGCAGGCAGCAGCAGUGGUCAAGGUGGGGGUGCAGUGGGGGAGGGCGGAGGCCAGUCAGUUCAGAGCACCAUCUCACGGUACGCCUGCCGCAUCAUGUGUGAGCGCAGUGCUCCCUACACGGCACGCAUCUAUGCCGCUGGCUUUGACUCUUCCAAGAACAUCUUCCUGGGGGAGCGGGCUGCCAAAUGGAGAACAUCAGACGGCCUGAUGGAUGGUCUGACUACCAACGGCGUGCUGGUCAUGCACCCAGCGGGCGAGUUUGUGUCUGAACCAGCUCCUGGGGUCUGGAGAGAAAUCUCAGUCUGCGGCAAUGUCUUUGCCCUGAGGGAGACCCGCUCAGCCCAGCAGAGAGGAAAACUGGUUGAAAAUGAGUCAAACACACUGCAGGACGGUUCUCUGAUUGAUCUGUGUGGAGCUACUUUGCUAUGGAGGACCCCCACUGGAUUGCGGCAUACUCCUACUCUCAAACAGCUGGAGUCCCUUCGGCAGGAGCUGAACGCCGCCCGGCCUCAGUGUCCUGUGGGCUUCAACACGCUAGCCUUCCCCAGCCUGGCCCAGCGUGAGAUUGUCGACAAGAAGCAACCCUGGGUUUAUGUCAACUGUGGCCACGUACACGGCUACCACAACUGGGGCUACCGGAAAGAAAAGGGCCCCGUUGGCCCCGGAGGUACAGCACCUCCCAGCACUGGUGAGAGGGAGUGCCCUAUGUGUCGAAGAGUAGGCCCCUAUGUGCCAUUGUGGUUGGGGUGUGAGGGUGGAUUGUACCUGGAUGCUGGGCCACCAACUCAUGCUUUCUGCCCCUGUGGUCAUGUUUGCUCAGAAAAGACCGUGGUGGGGUGGAGCCAAAUCCCAUUACCCCAUGGCACUCAUGCCUUCCAUGCUGCCUGCCCUUUCUGUGGUACCUGGUUGACAGGGGAGCAGGGCCACAUCAAACUCAUCUUCCAGGGCCCCGUUGACUGAAGCCCAGACAACUCAGAGAAAAGUAUUUGGUGGAUUGACUGAGGAUCUGCUAACUGAAGACUGUGUGCUAAACCAGUACAGGAAGAGGACUGUUAACAUGAUGAGUUGAAAGCAACUUGCAAUAGUACAUGCCAAGGCUUCACAUGGAAUAUGAGGUGUAUGGAGAAUAUGUAAAAUAAAC
This is a messenger RNA of Archocentrus centrarchus (flier cichlid), 1815 nucleotides long. It is a transcript of the gene peli3, whose product is annotated as pellino E3 ubiquitin protein ligase family member 3. The transcript is spliced from 7 exons. Lineage: Eukaryota; Metazoa; Chordata; Actinopteri; Cichliformes; Cichlidae. The coding region runs from base 222 to 1634 and encodes 470 amino acids. Gene Ontology annotation, molecular function: ubiquitin protein ligase activity; protein binding. Gene Ontology annotation, biological process: protein K63-linked ubiquitination; regulation of Toll signaling pathway. The record is from RefSeq and is a predicted model, not a curated record.